This is a messenger RNA of Pseudophryne corroboree (corroboree frog), 3563 nucleotides long. RefSeq names its product zinc finger protein like 1 (gene ZFPL1). Gene Ontology annotation, cellular component: Golgi apparatus. The coding region runs from base 168 to 1118 and encodes 316 amino acids. The record is from RefSeq and is a predicted model, not a curated record. The transcript has 8 exons. Lineage: Eukaryota; Metazoa; Chordata; Amphibia; Anura; Myobatrachidae.
CAGUGUCACCCGGAAGAGACGUGGCAAGCAGCACUCAGGGAGGAAGAACAGAGAGAAUGCAAUAGAGUAAAAGGACGAGCAUAACUUAUAGGCAGAGGUUCAUCACAUAUACACAUAAGGCGGGGCACAAUACAGAGGGACCCUGGCAGGAAGGUGUCUCUGUCAUCAUGGGUCUUUGCAAAUGUCCCAAGAGGAAAGUGACAAAUUUAUUCUGCUUUGAACAUCGUGUAAAUGUGUGCGAGUAUUGUCUGGUAGCCAAUCAUGCGAAGUGUAUUGUCCAGUCAUACCUGCAGUGGCUUCAGGACAGUGAUUACAAUCCAAACUGCCGCCUAUGUAACACUCUAUUAUCCUCUAAGGAGACUGCCCGCCUUGUGUGUUACGAUUUAUUUCACUGGUCCUGUUUGAAUGACCUGGCCUCACAGCUACCACCAAACACAGCACCUGCUGGGUACCAGUGCCCAAACUGCCAGGGUCCCAUCUUUCCCCCCAGCAAUCUGGUCAGCCCUGUGGCCUCUACCCUGCGGGAGAAACUCUCUACUGUCAACUGGGCAAGAGCUGGCCUGGGCCUCCCUUUGAUUGAAGAACUGGAGCCUGUAGAUGCGGUCACACAGCAUGACGUCACAGAUUACAGGGACUGGACAGUAGUUAAUUCCUCCUCUGAUCACCUAUCUGAAAGCCCAGAAGUUUUGCAGCAGACAGGGUAUCUAUAUGCGUCUGCCCCCACCUCGCCCGCACAGCAUGGCAUGUCACAAGAUCACGCUGUACAUAUUGGAGACACCGAAGCUGAUAGUGUUACCAUCAAUGCAGCCUCAACCCCUAGGAAAGUGUAUGACACUCGAGAUGUUGCCAGCUCCCAAGACACAUUGAUUGACUUUGAUGAUGACAAAUACAGGAGGAGACCCACUCUGAGCUGGUUGGCGAGGAUACUCCGCAACCGCACCGGCUCGAAAUCCCGUCCAGCUUCCAGCAUGCAGCGGUUCAUGGUUAUCCUAAUUAUUGGUGUCUUGGGUUUUCUCACCCUCAUUUUACUCAUGUCAAAAUGGGGCAGAGCAUCAGCUGACAACGACCCGAAUCUUGAUCCGCUUUUCAACCCUCAUAUUCGAGUUGGGCAGGAGUAGAUUACUACACCAUUCCAGGGGAUAAUAAAAGAUUGAACUGUGUCCCCAUUGCAAUUUCAGACUUUCUCAUAAGGUCUAAGAAAUGCAGAUGUACCAGGUAGAGCAGUAAUUUGAUGGCCUCACUUGUGUAAUCGACAUCAUUUACUCAAAGCCCCUGUGAUCUAUGCGCUGUGAAAAGCAAGAGUAAGUUGGGCCACUUGUGAUGGCUAUGGUGUGUUUAGUUCUCCAGAGAAGAGGUUGGAUCUAUGGAUACAAGAGCUGGUGCAUUGGCUAAGGAGUCCUUGUGCCUUUUAGAAAUUACAUAAACAGCAAUCUGCCAUUUCUACAGUACAUCUGUUGUGUACAUACAUAUUCUUUAUUUCCCAAUUUUAUUUAACUAUAAUGGUUUUCUAUGUAUAGUGUAACACUCAGAUUUGUAAAUGGAGACCAAAAAAAUGAACAUAAACUAGAGGUAUGACUCAAUGUAAACUUCUGCGUACAAAUUGUUUUUAGUGACAACCUUACAACAUUUCCCUGUGUUUCCAGGUUUGGUUCCUACUCGUUUACUCUCAUCUUCAAAAGUACUAAGAAGUCACCCGUGCGAGGUUCACAGUGGGCCAAUAUACGAGCACAGUGGUCAAGCAUUACAUACUUGAAAACUUUAUGCCCUGGAUUGAAAUGAAAUAGUGAUGUAAUGAUCUGGAGUGUAGCGUCACUCCUCUGAGAGGAAGUGAGACUAACAAUUAAACUAUAUUAAAUUAUAAAGGCAUUGAUUAAAAUGCACAUGUAUAACAUUCUACAAAAAAUACUGUUAGUUUCCAAAUGCGUGGUGCUACAUAGUUUCGGGGUGCACGCAAUAUGACCUAGCUUACAUUGAAAGUGUCAGGGCACAAUUUACGGUUAGUCCUCACAAAAUGGCCUUCUAUUUUGAAUUAUAAUUUAGUGGCGUAUAAUAAGUAAAUCUUAGUCCCAAACAGACCACUCUGAUCUGCAGAUGCUGCAGUGUGAACGAUCCAGUGUGAACUUUGGGAACUUGUAUUGCGCAGCUCGGCUUAUGCCAAGCACACUCCUGUAGUGUGGACUUGGAGGACAACACUCUGUAGGAUAAACAGCCUGGGUUGGUAAGAGCGAGAAGACCCACUGUGUCUGCUGCACACUCCCUGCAUCUGCUGACCUGGGUUAUUCUGUUUUACAUUCACACAGCACACUGCCAGCAGUGCUGAACACAUACACGAUGUAAUGGGGAACAACAUACCCUGGCUAAGUAAUCGUUUGACAUUUUAUUUUAACCAGGGUGUUCCAUCCAAACAGAUCUUUCAUUUUUGAGUGAUUUAUCCUGUUAGGUAUGUUCUCCUCGGUUGUAGAGUUUUUGCACAAUUUGUCCCUCUGUGCUGUUGUCACAGAGGUGCUCCUUCUCUUGAGCACUCUCUAGCUAUAGGGUACAAGGGGCCACUGCUUUUCUACUGAUGGAAUAUGGGGGGAGGGGAUUGUAUAAAAAAAACCCACAAAGACAAGCUUGCUUUUCUGAAUGGGGAAGCUAGAAUAGCCAUUUUUAUUUUAAACCCCUUUGGUUUAACAUGCUAUAUGGAGCUAAAGACUUGAAUUUUUCAGCACAAAACUUCAAAUUUAUUGUAUUUUUUGUUGUGCUAAGAUGCAUCUUUCUUUACUAAAUUUUUCCAACUAUUAUAUUGUAACGCAUUGUUGUCAGAGUAAUAGCUGGUUCACCUGUGAGCAAAUCUCACCAUAAAUGGCAAAGAUCCACAGUGGAGAACGUCAGAAGAGCGCAUUAAUGUGAUGCAUUGUGUAUGUUCUUCUAAUUGCUCAUUAACUUAACACAAUAUUUUUUUUUUAUUUUUUUUUAAAGAGUAUUUUGGUGAUACCUGGUUUUUAAGCACAUUUUCAUAUUGACGUGCUUUUACAUAUUGGGUUUUGGAGCUUACAAAGACUACUGUGUGAAAACAAUUUUAAAUCUAACCUCGCCAAAAUAAUUAAUUUUACCUAGUAGCUAUUUUUAUUUACUUCACUACUUACUGAUUUUUCUUCACCCCAAAUCAUUUUUUAGCAAUGUAACUGGUAAUAGAAACCUAUAUCCACAUUAUGAGAAACAUAGUGGAUUCACAAAAAAAUAAUGGUUGAGCCCUUUCAUAAAUAAUACUGUUAUUGUAUAACUACUCACUCAUUGAAAUGCACUACACAGUUAUUUAAUUAAAUCAUUUUCAUACAUUUAAAUCUCUUCACCUUAUAUGGGCAAUCUAGCUUUCCAUUUGUUACGGAACUGGCAGUUAUGAUUCUGCAACAGCCGGAGAAACACUGCCUGUGCAAUGCAAAGUAUUAUGGAUUAUGUUGGACGUUAUAAGCAAUUUAUGGGCAUUUGGCAGCUCUUGCAGGCAGAGUCAGUUUGGCUUAUUAUAAUUAAACAAAUUUGUAAUAUUUAUUUCAUUUGAUUUAAUAAAACUUGAACAAAAA